CAUUAUGCCUAUACCGAAUAAAAGAAAAUUUUUGUGGCUAAGUACCUUUUAGAUUCGACUUACCACUCCGUACGGUGGACUACUAUAUGUGGGGUUGCGGUUAUCCACCAUACUACUAUUUAUUCAUUGUUUCAACUAGCCGCAUCUCUUUACCCCAUUUCUUUGACUCCCUUAGGUGGCCUAGAAUAUUUAUCUCACUUGAUUUUCUUUAAACAGUAGUCCUGAUACUCUUGAGUCUGUGAUCUCUUGUGAACUGGAUUGUCGUUGGCGGCCGUUAUCCUGUUUGGGUCACUCGUACGGGAUCAGGCUUGCAGGGGGUUUCCUCGGAGGGCGUACAGAGCUCAGCUCGAUUGAUCAAGACCCACCAGUCGUCGGCAUAGAGUCAAGAGGAUGAUGGCAGACAAAUCGAAAGAGGUAACGGAGCUUUUGAAAACUCUUGAGAAUGAUCUCAAUGACAGAUCUCUCACAUCUGCCCAAAAGGCUGAGAGACUCCUUCGUCUAAGAGAAUAUGGCACAAACCCAAGCAAUGCAGGGCCCAUCUAUUCAGAGUGGGGUAUGAAAAUACUGGGUAGAUACGGAGUUGAGGGAGAGACGCCAGAUGUGCGUCGCGCGGCACUGCGCUGCGUCGCGAACGCCCUUCUACUGGAUGACAAAAUGCGUCAGAUUUUCGUGGACACAGGAUAUGGAAGCAAAUUAGCUGAGAUGCUCAAGUGCGAUAACUCGGAAGAUGAGAUGGUCAUCAGCCGUAUACUGUUCAUAUGUACUUAUGACACUACCAUGGACUACGAGCUGCUUAUCAAGAAUCACUCACUGGGUGAUAAUGUCAAUUAUCAAAUAAUUCGGCAUGCAAAGCAAUUUCCCAAGUCUGGCAAAAAGCCGUUGGCCCAGAUAGACGAGCUGGCACUUACUGACACGUUGAAAUUGAUAUUUAACGUCUCAAAGGUCUAUCCAGAUCUUUCCGCAACCUUCUCCCCUUCGAUUCCUUAUAUCUUCAAGAUCAUUAGCCGCAUUGACAUUCCACCUAAACCUCUAGACGGCUUAUUGGGAUACCUCCUCAACUGCCUGUCAACUCUCGAUCUGGAGAAUAAGAAGGGAAAGCACUUCGAGAGCAGUCCCAUCUUCCCGACGUUCAACCAAAACUGCAACGUUGACAAGCUCAUCAACGUUCUUGAUCAAGCAGUAUCUGCAUAUGACGCCAAGGACCUCGCAACGAAGGCCAUCCCACUUCUCCACUCACUUGUGACCAUCUACGAAGUGGCACCUGAUGGGCCCCGUAAAUACAUGCAGUGGCUCCUCUUGCCGGAAGAUAGGGAUAGGAAACAGCCAAUUGGCACGUCAGAUACGCUAUCUUCCAAGCUGCUGCGACUGUCAACCACGCCAUACCAGAAUUUGAAAAUCGCGAUCUCCGAGCUCAUGUUCGUUCUCUCAGGCAAAGACGCAGAGAACCUGACAAAGAACAUCGGAUACGGAUUCGCCGCCGGACUACUAGCCUCUCGUGGUAUUGAGAUACCACAAUCUGCGAGUGAAGCUUUCGCAACCAAUUCGAAUGGCUUUGACCCAGAGAUUAACCCUAUCACCGGCCAACGAUGGGAUGCCGAGAAACAGGACACGGGCACGCCAAUGUCCAGAGAGGAGAAGGAAAGGGAAGCAGAGAGGUUAUUCGUGCUUUUUGAGAGAGCCAGAGCUACUGGGGUUUUGAAUGUCGAAAAUCCAGUCAGACAGGCUGUUGAAAGUGGACGGUUCGAAGAGUUACCUGACUCUGAUGAAAGCGAUUAAUGCAACGCGUUUGAGCUAUCAGUUUCCAUUCAUGUUUUGCCAUAGCAGCCUUUCAAUUCAAUAUAUCAAAAAUCCAAUGUACUGUAUGUUCCUCACUUCAAGCACAGGUCGCGCUUUGUAAUUGCUCCUGCCAAUGAGCGAUGUGAUUUGACUGCAGCAUCAGAACCUCC
Messenger RNA from Aspergillus novofumigatus IBT 16806, 1946 nucleotides. RefSeq names its product synembryn. The transcript is spliced from 7 exons. The record is from RefSeq and is a predicted model, not a curated record. Lineage: Eukaryota; Fungi; Ascomycota; Eurotiomycetes; Eurotiales; Aspergillaceae. Gene Ontology annotation, molecular function: G-protein alpha-subunit binding; guanyl-nucleotide exchange factor activity. Gene Ontology annotation, biological process: G protein-coupled receptor signaling pathway. Gene Ontology annotation, cellular component: cytoplasm. The coding region runs from base 391 to 1776 and encodes 461 amino acids.